Messenger RNA from Entelurus aequoreus (snake pipefish), 5169 nucleotides. It is a transcript of the gene mus81, whose product is annotated as MUS81 structure-specific endonuclease subunit. Bases 198 to 1958 code for a protein of 586 amino acids. NCBI's taxonomy places the organism in Eukaryota, Metazoa, Chordata, Actinopteri, Syngnathiformes, Syngnathidae. Gene Ontology annotation, cellular component: Holliday junction resolvase complex; nucleus. Gene Ontology annotation, biological process: resolution of meiotic recombination intermediates; double-strand break repair via break-induced replication; mitotic intra-S DNA damage checkpoint signaling. The record is from RefSeq and is a predicted model, not a curated record. The transcript has 16 exons. Gene Ontology annotation, molecular function: 3'-flap endonuclease activity; DNA binding; crossover junction DNA endonuclease activity.
GUCACUGCACCCUACGUCACUAACGCGGAAGUGCAGUUUGUUUCAUGUGGCUUUUAUUGUUUCUGCGGGAAAUUCGAAAGUAAAAAGAAAGGAGUCAGUUUGUGUCACGACGACCCCAUUUCAUCGAUAUAGUUUGUAAGCGUAGCGUUUCCAGUACGUUUGUGUUUUGUUUCUCUAAGUAGGUAGGCUAAAGCAAGAUGUCAAAUCCUGAGCCCGUCUUGCUAGGUCGAAAACGGAGCCUGCCCGCCUGCCCGAACCCCCUAUUCCUCAAGUGGCUCACUGAACUAAGGGACGAGGCCAGGGAGAAAGGCCUAAAGAUCCAGUACACUUACCAAAAGGCAAUCAACUCUCUUAAUAAAUAUCCACUUCCUCUUCGGGAUGCCAAAGAGGCCAAGAUACUGCAAAACUUUGGAGAUGUGAUAUGCAAAAUCCUGGACUCUAAACUGCAACAAUACCAUACAGAACAUGGUCAAGACAGUCCUGGUCAUGCGCUCCCUGAAGGAGUGUCCUCUCCUGGCAGGUCAGACAACAACAAGGCACCUCCCACCAAAAAGAAAAAUGCUAGGGAGAAGGAAGGUGGCGGAGAGAAGAAGAAGAAGAAGAAGAGGGAGUACGUGCCCCAGAAAGGAUCCGGCGGUUACGCUGUCCUGUUGACACUUUAUAGACAGUCGCAGAUGCUAGGCAGUAAAGGCUUCAUGUUCAAGAUGGAGCUGCAGGCCGAAGCACAGCAUCUUUGUAAUAAAUCCUUUGCAGUGCCUGACCUCGGCAGUAAGUACACAGCCUGGUCGUCGGUAGCCACGCUGGUGCAGAGGAACCUGCUGGUAAAGACCCACAGUCCCGCACGAUACUCUCUGACACAGGAAGGGGUGUCUUUAGCACGACGUCUGGACUCGGUUGAACCAGGUUCUAAAGCAGGUCCACAUGUGAUUGGUGAUGAGGAGGAGGAGGAAGGUGGUCCAGCAGUCGUUGACCUCACUGGUAGUGGUGGUGAUGAUGAUGAUGAUGAUGAUGAAGAUGAAGAAGAACAGGAAAAGGAUAUAAUUCAGCUGACGCAGCCAAUGAACGAGGUGCUCAGCCGUGGAUGCCUCCUACCCGGAACCUACGACAUUGUCCUAUGCGUCGACUUCAUCGAGACAACAGGUGGCAGCCAUCAUCGCAAACACGAGCUGGUCAAAGAGCUGCAGACGAACGGCGUCCACUUUGACGUCAGGAAGCUCAACGUUGGCGACUUUCUGUGGGUGGCCAGGGAGAAAGUCGCGCCCAUGUCAGCUGCAGGCAGAGAGCUUGUCCUUGAUUUCAUCAUCGAGAGGAAGCGGAUGGACGACCUGUGUGGCAGCAUUAUCGACGGACGCUUUAAGGAACAGAAGUUUCGCCUGAAGAGGUGUGGCCUUCGAAAGCCCAUCUACCUGGUGGAGGAACAGGGGAAGGCGGCAGCACACUUGAGCCUUCCUGAAAAGACGCUGCAGCAAGCCAUUGUCAACACGCAGGUGGUGGACGGCUUUUUCGUUAAGAGGGUGCAGGACGUGAGAGAGUCAGCGGCCUAUCUGAGCAUAAUGACGCGAUACCUCACCAAAGUGUACCAGAACCGAACGUUGGUCUGCCGCUCCCGGGAGCGAGACGGUGACCCAGACCGUGAUGAUGACCCCCGGUCCUGCUCGCUCAUGUCUUUCGCAGAGUUCAACUACGGUGCCAUUAAGAACAAGAGUCAGACGGUGCGAGAAGCCUUUGCCAGACAGCUGAUGCAAGUUAGCGGCUUGUCUGGAGACAGAGCGGCUGCUAUACUGGAGCGAUACAGUACUCCACACAGUCUCCUGAAGACAUACGACAAAUGCAAAAGCGAAGCACAGAAAGAAAAGCUGCUAUCUACCAUCCAAUACGGGAGGCUAAACAGGAAAUUGGGACCAGCUUUGAGUCGAACUCUGUACCAGUUGUACUGUAGCAAUGGAGCGCUAUACUAGAUUGUUCAAGAUAGAGGAUUUAUGAAAAAGUGUACUGUAAAAUAUCAAAUGGGAUGAUCCAAGAAGGAGUCAUGUGACAUGUUGCAACAGUUUAUUCUCUCAUCCUGACGCCAAACAAACCUGAUGAAAACACGAGAAUGAAGGAAGAUCAGGAACACGUCGACUCCUUAAAAGUGGACAGAAAGAAUAUUGUUUCUUUUUUUCUGGUCCCUCACGACAAAUUCACUUAUUUACACACUGGAAUAGAAAAACUUGUCUGACUAUUUAAGUGCAAUUUUUUUCAGUGCACGCAGCCUCCAAAGUGGAACCAUCAUGCAAGCAAAGUGAUUGAUUGCAAAUAGCAAACAGAACAAGAUGGAACCACAACUUUAUAAAUCCUCUUGUGAGGAUGUCAGUCUGCUGGUCCCAUCGCACAGGCGCCAUUUGUAAGCGUUCAACUCCUCGGCUGUGUCAGCUUUAUCUUCACUGAAGUCCAAAGGACCUUCAAAAAAGACUCCACUUAGUCAUGUGACAAAAAGAGCCGCUUGCUCUACUUUGUUCAUGCAGAGUCCAAGCAAGAGCGCUGUGUCGCCUUUAGUCGGGCAUGUCGAUGCACAGUUUGGAUGGGGGGACAAAGUAUUUGCCAGGACUCUGUGUGAUCACCACACCUGUCUUCUUAUGGAACAUGGGAGCAAUCUUGGGGGGCGGCUCGGGGACGGGGGGGUCCUCCGCAGCCUCAGCAUCGUCGCUGCGUUGGAGGUCAUAAGAGACGUUUCCAUACUCUCGCAGGAAGGGGAGAAGCUCCAGAAGGAAGUGGCAAAAGUCUUUGCGGAUGCCAAACCACCCUGCGAGGACGAACAACAGCGAUGGCAUGAUUAAUAUUAUAUGAUCUAUUAGGUUGCGAAGAAGAGUGUUUCAUACUGACAGUGGUUUCCUCCCUUUUGGCCAAAUGUGGUGACCAUGAGCGUGAGCAGUGAGAGCCACAGUGGCACGAAGAUACACACGUAGCUUAGACUGUUGUUGCCGUCGUCCAGCUUGUGCACCAGGAGGAUCUAAGACAGAUUGUUACGCCAAAGUCUGAAAAAAAUUCAAUGUCUACAUCAACACCUUUCAAAAUUCACCUCAAAGGUGAGAAGCGGAACUACGAUGGUCAUCCAGCUGAUGGCCAUUGUGAUGUGAGUCCGCCGCUGCUCAGCGAUGAUGUCGAUGGAGCGUAGAAAAAGCACCGACCAGAUGAUGUAGUAGAGGACAACAAGACACAGGAAGGACAUGAGGAUCCACAGUGGCACACACACCACCUGUGACACACGCACACACACACAUUUGUCACUUAAUGAUCCUUCUACAGUUGGGAAUGUCAUCACAUGUGCUCACAAGCCAAGGCCAGAUGAUGAUCUUGUCCAGUUUCAGAGCGAUGAAAAUAAACUGAAGAAUGUUCACUGAGCAAAACACCUCCAACUGAGGAGGAGCAAAGGAGGACCUUGUUAUUCCCUCAUUUUAAGCGUGUUCUACAUCACGUUGUUGCCACUUACUUCCAGGGAGCGAUCAUGUCGAAAUCCCCAGACGCACGCUGCCACAGAGACGGGUGACACAAAGAAGAGCGGCAUGAAGACAAGCAGCCAGAAGUAGUUUCCACUUCCCCUCGUCACCCGGUCGCACACCAACACUUCAAACAUGAGCAAGAGGACAUGGAGCCCCACGGCAAUCAGCAUGGCCUUGAACUCCACGCACGUCUCACCUUCAGCCCUGGCAGAAAAGAACAUAUCACGUUGUGUCCUGCAGAGACAGUCAGCCCUAUCUUACCUGUACUGAGGGUUGUGUGCCCACACUCCAGUGCCCACUGAGGCCCCGAUGAUGACCAACACUUUCCAAAGCCAUAUUGGUGUGAACACUGCCCAGUAGCUCCAGUGGAUAACGCCAUCCAGCCUCAAGGACAACAAGACGGAGAAAAGUAGCAGGCACAAGUAGAUCAGGAACUUGCUGCACGGGGAAUACACUGAACAUGUUAAAAACAAUACUAAUAGCAUUAUAGCAUUAUUAUGAUAAAUAGUUGAAUAUGACCAAAAAAACUCAACAUGUCCAUCAGUAGCAACUACAAAAUUGUUAUUCAGUGUUGUCUUUUGACGGCUCCAGACAAUGUUAGCCACGUAGCAUAUGACAUCGCUUUCGUACUUGCAUUUUAGCUAGCUCUAAAUACUAUCAUAUAUUUUAUAACUUUACAGGCAAACUCCCGCUGCGUUAUAUUUGGUAUUUGUCCAAUUUUUAACACACACUGACGUAUGAUGUUAAGACAAUCAGCAAUUAGCAGCUAACUACUCGGUGCUACUCGCUGAGCCAAAGAUUGGAAAGAUAUUACCUGGGAUUAAAAUCCUGAAAGAGUCCCCUUAAAUUCAUGGCGUACAAAAUGUUUGUACCAUUGCUUCAUUUGUUGGUCAUUAUUCGAUUUAGCAUUUUUCUUGCUUGUUGCAGCUUAUGUUUUCCCCGAAUACUCUACAGGAAGUGACGUCACAUUCAGACGACGACACAGGUGCUUCCAAGCAUGAACGUUCUAAGAUUGUAGUUGACAUUUUCUACUAACUGUUAGAGUUGUCAUUUCUGCCAAAGUACAGUCGCACAAAUAUGCUGGAAACUUACAGAAAAAAUAUUUACCGACUUGGUUUUUAAAUUAAACAAUUCCCAGGGCGAAGUGCCUGUGCCUCACCAUAGGAAGGUCGUGGGUCCGAUCUCUCUGUGUGGAGUUUGCAUGUUCUCCCUGUGACUGCGUGGAAAACUAAAAAUACAACCCAUAAAAAUAUUUUAGUUGUCUCAAUUUUCCUUUUUUGUAGGACAUUUCGAUGCGUUUUAAUGUUUUGAACUGCAUACGAGACGAGUCCACCACAUAUUUGAAAAUGUAAUGAAGAAAAAGUACAGUACCAAUGUACACUACCCAAAACAAGUGAAGUUGGCACGUUGUGUAAAUCGUAAAUAAAAACAGAAUACAAUGAUUUGCAAAUAAUUUUCGACCUAUAUUCAAUUAAAUAGAACUGCAAAGACAAGAUACUUAACGUUCGAACUAGUAAACUUAAAUUUUUUGGAAAUAUUAGCUCAUUUGGAAUUUGAUGUCUGCAACAUGUUUAAAAAGCUGGUAAAAGGGGCAAAAAAACAGAGAAAGUUGAGGAAUGCUCAUCAAACACUUAUUUGGAACAUCCCACAGGUGAACAAGCUAAUGUGGGUCAGGCCUGGCCCUAUCCAA